CUUGGUUAUAAGAAAAGGCAUCGGCUCAGUAGCUCAGCAUCCUUUGCAAGCGGACCCCGAUCCUCAUCUGAUUAAAGCGGUAUCCGGGGAGUCUGAACACGAGUUGAAUACUGUCAACUAGAAAGCCUGCCUCAUUGGAGUUGGGGUGAGCCAGGGUUUAAUUAAGAAAUAUUCCCUUUACACGAUUUAAAAAUGAUGGCAUGCACCGAGAUGAUCACGAUGUGCCUCCAGUCUGCAAAACAGCAGCACCUGCACGCCAAGCAGCAGCAACAACUGCUGCAGAAGAACCCCCCAAGACAAGGGCUUUCCAUUCUGCACGAUAUUUUUCGAAGAGCUGACAAGAAUGAUGACGGGAAGUUGUCCUUUGAGGAAUUUAAGAUGUAUUUUUCAGAUGGGAUCCUCAGCUCAGAGGAACUGCGUGAGUUGUUCUACACAAUUGACAGACGUCAUACCAACAACCUGGACACAGAGAAGCUGUGUGAUUACUUCUCUGAACACCUCGGCGAGUACCUCGAUGUUCUCUCCGCUUUGGAGAAGUUGAAUAUCGCAAUCCUAAAAGCUCUGGACAAAACCAAAGAGGAAUAUCAGAGCUCCUCUCAGCUGAGCCAGUUUGUGACACGGUUUCUUCUGCGGGAGACGUCCAGCCAGUUACAGUCCCUGCAGGGCUCACUAGAGUGCGCUAUGGAGGCGGUGGAGGAGCAGAGUUGCAAAGGAAGGAUGGACAUGAAGAAGCCUGAGGCUCUCUCUGUGCAGCGGACUGGACGGCGAUGUGGCCGAAGGACCCAGAAGAACAUGUGCCUGUCCCCUACAGACCCCUACUCAGGCAUGCUCACCUCAGGGAUUUGUGUUGAGCCAGACAACCACUGGGCGUCACAGAUCUCCAGACUCCAGCAGCUCAUUGACAAGCUGGAGUGUAAGAGCCCCAAGCUGGAGCCCCUCAAAGAGGACACCAUUGCUGGCCCUUACAAAGCUAACAUCCUGUUGGUGCAGAGACAGAUGCCUGUAAUGGAGGAGAUGCUGGAAGAGUUCCGUCAGGCUCUCAAGUGCUACACUGACAACACAGCCAGCCAGAGCUGCAGCUUGCAUGUUUCAGUGCAGAAGCUCCCUGAAGAAUCCUGCUUCAUAAUGUAUGAAUUCUGGCAAGACAGAAACUCGUGGACAAGCUAUCUCCAGUCUAAUGCUAGUAAGAUGUUCCAGCGCAGUGUCAUUGACUUCCUGGAGAGCCCCGAGCUUGUCACCACCAUGCUGCUUCCAGCCUCCUGGUGGAUUAUGAACAACAACUGACAGUGCUGUCUGUACCCACACUGCUCCUGAAAAUGAAAUUCCAGUCUGAAAUCCCAGUUUUGAAAUGAUUAAAAGACUAACACAUGUGCAGCCCCCCUAGAACCCGCGAUGGCAACUAUACUUCUAAUGACAGGCCUGCUAGUCUUUUCUAUGUAAAAUCUGGAAGUAAAGAAAAAAAAAACUUUGACUUUGGCUUUGCAGCAAUCAAAUUCUAAAAUUAGCGCUGGACUUUUCCCCCAAGGAUAAGACUGGAAACGUUGGCAUUAUGAUAGAUAAAAACAGGCUUAUCAGUGAUAUCUGUAACCUGCAGGGAAAAAAAAGGUUACCUAACAGGGUUUCUGAACCAGCUUAUAUUUAGUUUAAAUAUAUUUUCUCAAAAAAUAUGCAACAGUACCCUUAGCAUAUCCAUUGGAAAAGCAUAGGAAAACAGCAAAAUUACCUUGCAAAUUUACCAUGGUAAAAUUUUAGAAGGGUAGUAGCUUCCACAUGAUCUACUGCUCAAAAUACAGCCAUGGGUGAAUACUAAAAUUUGAGCAGGCUUUCUCUAAUUGCAUUAAAUGUAUAAUCAGCAUUAUAAAAAAAGCCUGAAUAUCUCAGAAUGUUUUGUGAGAGUCCGACCCCUUAAAGUUAGCAAAUGCUUUGACUUACUGAAUAAGAAGCAGGGAGGUAAGGGAGGUAGGGGUCUAAUAUGUGCUUUUCAUGGGUUUCCGCAAUAGAGUAUUUAACUCCUGCGCUACGUGUGUUAACUUCUGGCUGUCAGAUGUUUACCACUGUUUUUUUUUGUUUGUUAAUGUUGAAAGAAAGCAUUAUUUGUUAAUCCUGAUGUAUUUCAUGUUUAUUUUGUAACAGUGGAAAGUGUUUGCUUAGUAUAGUUUAGAUUCUUGAAUGAUAAUUUUUUGGUCAUUUUCUAUUAGAAUCCUCCUAUAUUUAAAGUGGUUUUGAAAAUCAUUUACUUUAUCUUCAGUAUUGCUAUAAAAAGCUUUCAAAGCCACCAUAGAAGCCCUUUGAUGACAUUAGUACACCAACAUCAUUUUUCACAGAAUUUCUUUCUUUUCAUUAAAAAAAUGGCUAAUUCUGCACAAUUCUACCAACAGUUAAAACAGUUUGCUAUCUUCUUUGAAUCCGGCAAAAACUGUCACAAAAGAAAGAUCUGUGGAUCAAGUUUUGGAUACAGAUCAAAAUGUAUGUCUAUUUCAGAACGCAAGGCUGUAGAAACUGAUUUACAAAGUGACUGUCUUUAGUGCAUUGCAAGUAAAUUACACUGAAGUUAUAUAAAUAGCGUGCAUGUACUCUACUGGCAUGUUAGGCAUGGCUAGUGGAUUGAAGGUCGAGGCUGUAAGGUCUUGUAGAUUUCGUUUUUAUUGUAUGAAUUCAAAAGGAGCAUGCUGAAGCAGGGUAUAUAUUAGGCACAUGCAAUUCUUGGACUGUGCCAUUUAUGUUCAAAGUGGGGGUGGGGACAAUAAUAUAUGGUUAGAUUUUAAAUAGCGCUGUUUCUGCCCUAUUUUAAACCAAGUACGUUCAAAAGUAAAGGCAUGUGCAGUGCAGUGUAAAACCAUCAAGAAACAACUCAGUUGCGAGAAAGAGCUGUUCAUUUACUGUGUUGAGUAAUCUCUUGCAAGUUUUAUACCGUUACCAUUGUUUUACUCCCCUCUAAAAUGGUGUCUUUUCUUUUCCAUUCAGAUUUCAGCAGCUGCAUUCUCAUUGCUAUUCUAGUUAUAAAGGUUUGAAAUUGUAAAGCUCAAAACUGAACUGGCUCGCUAUAUUCUCUUGACAAAUUGUGUUUGUUUGCUGUACAGUAUCUCUUAAUAAUGUAAAAAACGCCUAUUUCAGCUUUCUGGAUUCAAGGUUUGGUUUGUGCUUAUUAAAAUUGGACUUGGUUUUA
Molecule: messenger RNA, 3166 nt
Organism: Acipenser ruthenus (sterlet)
Lineage: Eukaryota; Metazoa; Chordata; Actinopteri; Acipenseriformes; Acipenseridae
Product: N-terminal EF-hand calcium-binding protein 1-like
Exons: 13
Coding region: 193-1284 (363 amino acids)
Biological process (GO): regulation of amyloid precursor protein biosynthetic process
Cellular component (GO): endoplasmic reticulum; Golgi cis cisterna; cytoplasm
Molecular function (GO): calcium ion binding
Source: RefSeq, a predicted model, not a curated record